UGCCUCCUGAGCGAACCAGUGAAGAAAGGAGAGGCGGAGAGGCACGUUUUCCCGCCAUAUUUACUACACCCGCCUUAUUUCCAGCCAUUUUCCCCGCCGCCCCACCGCUCUGCUAUGUGAGCCCUUGCGCCGCUGAGCCACCCUUGCCACACGCCACUGAGAAAUAAGGAGAGAGGCGGCCAAAGAUCAGCAUGGGCCGUGGCGACAAUUUAACCAUCCUGUACCCUCCGGGGUGUCGGGAAGUGACAGAGGAUGUGGGUCCCGACGAGCUUAUCCGCCGUCUCAAGACUCUGGCACACACGCUGCAGUCCAUGGGGCAGGAUGAUGGGGCUUACCAGGAGUACAUUCCACUCGCCAUGCACAUAGCAGACGACUUCUUCCUGUCAUACCAAAGCCGUGAUGUGCAGUUGCUCAUCGCGUGUUGCAUCGCCGACGUGCUGAGAGUGUAUGCUCCUGAGGCACCUUACAAGGACCCAGCACAGGUUAAGACCAUCUUUAUGUUCCUGAUCAAGCAGCUGGGAGGCCUCAAGGACCCCAAGGAUCCUGCCUUCAAGCGCUACUUCUACCUCUUAGAAAACCUGGCUUAUGUCAAGUCCUUCAACAUGUGCUUUGAGUUAGAGGACUGCCAGGAGAUCUUCUGCAAGCUGUUCAAACUCAUCUUUAAUAUUGUCAAUGACGAACACAGCGGCAAAGUCAAAUCCUUCAUGCUCGACGUGCUGUGUCCGCUGAUCAAUGAGAGUGAUGUGGUGUCCAACGACCUCCUGGACAUCAUCCUCCUCAAUGUGGUGGAGCCGGCGAAGUCCCAGAGGAGGAACGCCUACCAAAUUGCCAAGGAACUGAUUAUCAAGUGCUCGGAUACGCUGGAACCUUAUAUUCAGGCUUUCUUCAACAAUGUGCUGAUCCUGGGUCGUGAGGAGAAGAGUCUGGUCAUCUCCAAGAAAGUUUACGACCUUAUCUAUGAGUUGAAUCACAUCUGCCCUUCGGUCCUGCUGGCUGUGCUCCCCCAGCUGGAAUACAAACUGAAGAGUGCCGACCAGGAGGAGAGGUACAGCUCAGUCUCCCUGCUGGCUCGUAUGUUCUCUGAGAAGGACUCCACUGUUGCUCUCAACCACACAGCUCUUUGGGAAGCCUUUUUGGGCAGGUUCAAUGACAUCAACAUCAAGAUCAGAACCAAGUGUGUGCAGUACUCGAUGCACUUCCUACUCAACCACCCGCUGCUGAGGAAGGACAUCACCGAGACACUUAAGCUGCGCCAACACGAUUCAGAGGAGAGUGUCAGGUAUGAGGUUGUGAUGGCUAUUGUCUCCACGGCCAAGAGGGACCUGAGCAUUGUGGCUGACAGUGAGGACCUCCUGGACUUUGUGAAGGAGAGAACACUGGAUAAGAAGUUUAAGAUCCGGAAGGAAGCAAUGUGUGGCCUGGCAAUGAUCUACAAGAAACACUUAAAUAAUCCAGAUGUGCCACCAGCAACACGUCAUGCUGUCACCUGGAUCAAGGAUAAAAUACUUCACGGCUAUUAUAUGACCAGCAUGGAUGACAGACUGCUAGUGGAGCGCCUUCUGAACACCUGCCUAGUACCUUACCAGCUACCACCAGAGGACCGCAUGAAGAAGCUGUUUUACCUCUUCGCCACCAUCGACGAGAAUGCCACCAAGGCCUUCAUCGAGCUUCAGAAACACCAGCUGGCAGUGCGUCGUCACGUGGCCGAGCUUAUCGAGCUUCACAGGCGGCCGCAGGAUGAGGAGAGAGACAAGGAGGUCGGCGUGAGACUGAACCAGCUCACCAAGUACCUGCCAGACCCUCUCAAGGUGAUCGAGUUCCUGAAGAAGUUCUCACAGCACCUCAGCACAGACUCACAGCUGUUGUCCCUCAUGGAGACGAUUGUUAGCCCAGAUGUCUCCUGCAAGGACAGUGUGGAUGCUGUGACUCAAAUCCUGAAGAAACUAGGGCAGCCGGUGAUGACCAACCUGUACUACAACACAAUUAAGAUGAUGCUGGAGCGAGUGUCGUGCGUCAUGGUGGACCACGUGGCCAUCCGAGUGUUGCUGAGCCUGGUGGAGGGCGCCCUUGAGGCAGACCCCUCCGUGCUUGACUCCCUCAACCUCACUGCUGACAUUGCCACUGAGAAAGGCCUCAAGCUGCUCUUUGUGCUGUCCUUUGUGUACCCGGCCCACUUCCUUCAUGAGGACAUCAUUGAGCGCCUCCACAACCUUCUAGAGCGCUCCAGCACCAUCUCCCCGUCCGUUCUCUCUGUCAUCACCUACAUCGGGAAGUACAAGCCCAUCGGCGAGGUGUUCCCCAGCCUGGCAGCGGUGCUCAUUCCAAUCUGCCAGAAGUUUGCUGAGCGUGGCACCCCCAAGCAGGCCAAGCAUGCUGUGCGCUGCCUACACACCAACUGCACUGCUGAGUCUGAGGAUGUGUUUGAGAAGAUACUGGAGAAAAUCAAGGAGCAGCUGAGUUUCAACAGUCCUCACUUCCGCACCUCCAUUGUGUCCCUGGGCCACAUAGCGUACCACAUGCCGGAGAAGUUCCUGGUUCCCAUCAAGAACAUCGUCUCCAGAAAGGUGGUGCGAGAGCUACUCAUGAGGAACCAGACGGCUGCACACACACCAGGCUCCACUGUGAGAGAGGAGGCCGACGAGUGGGUGGAGGAGGACGAACUGACGGAGGAGACCAUAGUGAAGAUGGAGGGCAUUAAGAUGAUGGCCCGGUGGCUCCUGGGGCUUAAAUCAGAUGUAAUAUCGGCGCAGAAGACCUUCCGGAUGUUGAACCACUUCAUCAUUAGCAAUGGGGACUUGCUGAAGACUGGGAAGAUGCUGAAGAGUGAGAUGGCCCACCUGCGUCUUGCUGCCGGUGCUGCGAUGCUCAAGAUCUGUGAGCAGAAGGGUGUUGGGGACCAGUUCACGUCGGAGCAGUUCUACAACCUCUCCAGACUGAUGUUUGACGAGUGCCCACAGGUGAGGGAGAGGUUUGCCAUCAAGCUACACAAGGGCUUAGUGAGAGGUAUCCCCAACAAAUGUUUGCCCCUAGACUUCAUGGGCUUCUAUGCACUGGCCGGGCAGGAACGGAACAGAAACCUGAAGGUUGCCGUCAAGCAGUACAUGAUGACGGACAUAAACAAACGCAGAGAGUACAUCCGAGGCCUGUCCAUGAGUGUAGGAGGAGAGAAAGCACAGAGCCAGAUCCCUCUCAUCAUGCCGGACUACAUGCUGGUGUUUGCCGUGCCCAUCCUGGCCAACCAGCCAAGCUUCAAGGACGUCACAGACACCACAGAGCUUCUCAACAUCCGCAACUGUCUGUGGUUCAUCCUGGAGCCUCUCAUGAACAAGAAUGAGACGUACUCCUUUGGGUUCUACAAGGCGCUUAUUGAACAGAUGAAGAACCACAAGGAUGCCAUCAGACCAGAGGAUGAACUUAGUAAUCAGAAACUGUGGGCGGUGUGUGACCUUGCCAUGGGCCUCAUCCUGUCCCGGACCAAGAGCUUUGAGAUGAAGGAGUUCCCCUCGGAGCCCAGGAUCCCCCCUAUGUACUUUAAGAAGCAUGAAGACCCCAACUUCGUAAACGUCAAGUCGUACCUUCCUGCGGAGCUCCAAGUGACAGCACCCAAGGGCUCCACCAAGCUGCUGACGGGCGUGAAGAAGGUCACCCACCCUCCCGUGAACACUGCUGUCAACCUUAACCUCAAGUCUCCUGUGGGCAGCAAGCAGCGGAACGACAGUAGAUCAGAGGAUGUGACCACAGGUAGCAGUAUAGACCUACCUAUGAUGAAGGGAGUAAAGUCUGAAGAUACCCUAAUGGAUGAGGAUGAGUCGAACACCACCCUGGCCGGGGCACGCAAGAGAGGCCGCAGCACAUUCACCCUUGGCGACGACCUAGAGGACCAGGAGGACAGCACCACCUUGUCCAACGUGAUCCCUGCCACCCCCUCCACCGCCCCGGCCACCAAGAAGGGGCGUUACGGAGCUGCCAUAGACGCCCCCACCACUAGGAUAUCAAGCUACCUACAAGAAGAGACUAAUGGAAAGACGUGAGUAGCCAAGGCAGGGGAGAAUUGACAAGAGAAUCUUCAUCAGAAAGGCAAAGAAAGGACUGUAGUUCUGAAUAGAGUUACACAGAUAGGACCAAGACCACAUCCUCUUGUGUUGGAGGACGGGGUGCCUCCCCUCGCUCCCCCUGCCACAUAGUAUCCAUACCAAAGUUUAGGUCUAUUAUCCAUGCCAGGGUUGAUGAGGGAUGUUCUGUGCUGGUCAGUCUUUGCGGGAGGGUCUGGAGGGUUGGCAGAGAGGCUGUCCUUUGCCGGGAUUCACUGAGUCACCAAGAACAUAUUUUCACUGAUUGUACCUUUUUUAUUCCGACGUGUGUCUGGGCAAUCGAGAAGAUUCGGUCUCGUGUCUCCUGCUGGUGAAAUUGUGUCAUCGCGGCCCAGGUGUUGUGCAGGCCAAGUUUUCCCAUAUCAUUGAUGGUCACGAACUAUUGCCUUUUUGUCUCACUGAGUAACAGUGGCUAAGUUACAUUGGGAUACACUGAAGUGUCUUUGAUAGACAGUGGCAGCUCCUUUUGUGUCUUGCAAGUCAUUAUUAUUUAUUCUCCACACAGAGACACCUGAUUUCUGGCAUUAUUCCAAAGCCUUGCUUGUCAGUACACCACAAGGAAUAGUCUCCAGAAUUGCAAGGAUGCUGACCUUGUUUUCUCAGGUACUCCAGUAACCACUAUCUUGUGUGGGACGCGCCCGUGUGUGUCCAGGGAGGGAAAGGAUGUGACAGAAGACACUUGGUUCACAAAUAUUAGAUGUGAGUGUUGAGGCUUUCUUGCCAUCCAGCCCAGAGCUUUGCCUAAGCUAUCCCUAGAUUAGCUCCACUCAGUGUUGUGCAGUUGUCUUAUUUUUAUAUAAUUGAGCAAGUCAUCGAGGGUAAAGCAGCCUGGAGCAGCGUUCUGCCCAGCAGGAGACUGACCCUGGGCCACACUCUGCGGCACACACGUGGGAGUGACUGGUGCUGGCGGGACAUUCAGUGUUGUGGUGGUGGCAGCAAGGCCUCGGCGCCACCCUGCACCACGCCACGCAAGGAACCGAGCGCUGGCAUCUGCACCACCUGGGAAACUGAAGUGAUCAGGAAACAAAGUGAUGAGAUGCAUUGAGACAAAGCAAAAUGAAGAAAUACAAUACCAGACAAAAGAAAAUGAAGUGAAAAGAUAUUUUGCAGUAGAAAAAAGGAACAGUUUCUUGAGAUGGACAACAAGUGAUUCAGUGAUGUUGAGAACCUCUUAUUUAUUGACUUUUCUCCUUGCUCCCUGGGUGGGAGAGUGAAUGAAGGAUAAAACAGAUGUUCAUGAACUGAUUUCAUUGUCAUUUGCAUCCCUAGGUUGAGACAUUACAGUAUAUAAGACACUGUUAUGAUCCAUACACACAACAUGUCAGUAUUUAUUGAUUUUGCUUCAGUAGGGACACAAACCUUUCAUCUUUUUAUUGCUCUCAUACCACAUUAAGCAUGACUAGAAGUGGAUGAAUGGGGUGACUUGGAACUAAACUUCACAUUCCUACCUUCCUUCUUUGCUUCUUCAAUCACUUGCACCACCACCACCACCACAUGUACUUCACCACCACCACCACUACCACCACCACUACCACCACCACCACCACCACCACCGCCACCACCACCGCCACCACCACCACCACCACCACCACCACCACCACCACCACCACCAUAACAACCAGCCACACUGACAGGUCACCAGCACACACACACCCUUUGUUCCAUCCGUCUUCCUCCUUCCCUCUCCUGUCUUUUCAUCAUUGGACAGUUUGGAUCAGUGUUUCUCCCUCACUGGGUGACCUCAGCUGUCUGUUUCCAGGAUUUGGAAAUCACCUGUAUGGCUUGGUUUUGUUGGCCAUGUUUCCAGUAUUAUUUUUUCCCCUUCUUUGUCAAUAGUUUAUUUUUUGUUUCAAGACCUGGAAGUUGACUGGUUCUCUGUGCAAGUUGUGUUCCCACGCAGCUUGUACUGUACCCAUCAUACACGCACACACACAGACACAUAUACAGACAGUCACACCUAAACACACAUCUAGACACAUACACAUGCACAGUCAUUGUCAGACACUAGAUAUGUUUCCUUGUGUAUAUAUAUAUGAUGUAGUUUUCUUAGUGAUCACCAGAAAGAAAUAUUUUGCAUAAUUUGGAUUUGGGUCUUGGCUAACACGGCCGCUGCCAAGAGACAAACACACAAGUAACAACCAUUGGCGAGACAAAUAAGAAACAAAACAAAACACGCAAAACAAAAAAAAGCAAAAAAAAAAAGUAUGGCUCUGGCCUUCCUCUUGCAAAAGGAAAGAAAGAAAAAAAUAAAACUUUGUGCCUUAUUCCUCUCCACUUGAUAGAUCACCAAACACUUUUUUCUUUUUUUUUUUUCUGAGGGCAUAACUUGCGGUUCCCUCCUCUCAUUGCUGUACAGCUUGUGUUUGUCCUGGCACGGCGCGAGUUGGAUUGGGUGCGUCUGUGUGUUUGUGUGUGCGUGUAGGAGUCGAAGAGAGAGCUUUGGUAUGUUUGGGUGAGGAUGUGAGUGAUUAGAUGUAUGAAUGGGUCUUGGGUGUAUAGGUGGGUGUGUUAACCUGUGUAGGACUGUGGGUGAGGGAUUAGAUGUGCGAGUGUGUAUAGGUGAGUGUGCUAGCUGAGUUAGCUUGUUUGUUUAGAUGAGUGAGUGUGUUAGCUUCUGCAUGCAUGGGAAAGUGUGUGCUAACCUGGAUGUGUCUGAGUGAGUAAGUGAAUUCACCUCCAAAGAAAUACUCCUGCGUUCAUGGGGGCUUGACAGAGUGAGGGAGAGCUGGGUAACGUAGAACACCCUAAGGAGUGCUUGGUUUUAUUUGUAGGUGUUAUUCGCUAGCCAGUAGACUUCUGUGUUUUCUCUUAUGUUCAUUGCAUCCAUUGAGGUUAUUACUGGGGUGAAAUGGAGGCUCUUUCACUUUGCUCCACCAACCUCAUGAGGGCGCAGUUUAGCUUGUGAAAUUGAAGUUGUUUGCUGCCAACUCAGUUCACAGGGCAGCAGAGCGACAGCAGUGAAAAUAUGCAACAUGAGAAAACACAAAAUGCGAGAGAGGAAACGCAGGUGUUUGCUGAUUCCAAUUGUGACCCAACACGUGGGUUCUGAUCACAGUAAUCCUCUUGUGGCCAGAGACAGGAGCGAGGGUUGAGGCUCAACUUGAAGCCAAGAUCUGUGGAGUGCCAACCGAAUUCCUUCUUUUAUUGUGCUUGGAAAAGAUUGGAAGUGUCAUGGAAUGUGUUAAUAGCAAAAAAAUUCUUAGCAUUUUUAGAUAUUUUGAUAAGACUGAAUGCAUGAUAUAUUUUCAAGCUCUAAAUUUCUUCAUUUAUUUGCAUAGUAAAAAUUGAAAACAUCACUGAAUUUGUAAAUAGCUAUAAUAGUUGAAAAUUGACUAAAAGCUUAUGUUUCUGCAUUGUGGAUCAGAUUAGGAAGUGAAUAAGGAUGAAAGGUGAGGUGUUGAGGUGGGUAGGGAUGAGACGCCAGCAUUGUAAUAGCAUUAACUCAUUACUCUUUGUCUCGCAACAGUCAUGAGCUGCUUACUUGGGUCUUUAAAAAGCUGAUAGCAAAAUUUCCCAUCUUCUCUGGUCAUACUUUCCUAGUCUCGGUAGAAACUUGUUGCCAUUCAUUUUUAAGUUCACAAUUUCAGUUCACAAGUUGACAGUGAUGGGCAGGAGGCAAGUGUUCAUUUGAUGCACCACACAUGCCAACGACACUCCCAGUCACGUGAGUUGUUGUGGCAUCCCUUUGGCUGCACUGUGGACCAAGGUUGUGUGUGUAGAAGGUUCAGUAACAGUACAAGGUGAAGACAGCAGCAGUGAUGGCCAGCUUUCCCUCAGUUCUUUGGGUUAUGAAGCUGUCUCUGUGGGCAACUCAACAGCAACUCUCAGCAUCUAAGCACUGCCUGGCUCACUGACAAACAUGACGAGCCUUAUCCUUCUUAUCGCAAUGAUGUUUACUGUAUUCUGUCACACUGAGAUGUUUUUUUCUGCUUUUUUGCCAUUCAGGAACAUUUCUCUUACUGAAUGCUGAUGUAUGUGUGCUUAAUUUAUUUAUUAUGUCUUAUGUUGUAUUGUCUUCUAUAAGUUGUGAAUGAAUUCUUUUCACUGAGGUAUCCACAAGAAACAGGUGGAUGGGUGUAGAGAAGCUGCCCUCGCUGGGACUUACAAGCUCAAGUUAUGUUUUCUUGUCUUUAUCAUUUGUGUGGGGUGUCACAGGAGGCUGCGGUGUCUUCCUGCCACUCCCUCCCUCCCUCCCUCCCUCCUUGUGUCUUGGUUUGAGGCUCACUGUCUUGUAUCUAUUUAUUUAGCUCACGUGGGAAGAGGAGUGUGGGGUACCUUAAGUUACAACCGCGGGAAGAUUUAUACGUAAAGACCAGGGACGUGCUUUGUUACUUUGAUGAUGGUAAUGUUAUAAUUGUGUUACAUGUUUAUUUAAGUGUUCCCAGGAGCGAUGUAUGUUGCUGUAAUUAUUUCACCGCAGUGUUGAUGAGAGAGAGUUGAGAGUCGAGGUGCAUUGGUGUGUUGUACAGGAGGGAGACUUGACACAGAAUUGCAGUGUUUAGUUAAUAAUUGGUGUUUGCCUCUUGUAGUGGCAGUGACACCGACUCUGCUGGAGGGAGCAGCUGUCAGGACUUCAGUGGAAGUAGUGGAGAUGUCAAGUGUUCUGUGGACCUGCACCACCUCUGCUUGAGAAUGUCUUAUACUUGCAUGCCAUUCAUCUAAACUGCGAAUAUUUUGUAAAACUUAAUUUACUAACUUUUGUGCUGGGAAAAUACUUGAUACUGGAGAUGUGUUGGCUUACAAGACUAAUCAGCUACUUGUAAUAUCCAUUCAAGUAAUACUGGAUUCAGUCUCAGAAAACCUGUUAUUUGCCUCUAACAAGUGUUGCAGGUGUUGAUUAGUUUGCUGAAAUACAUUUCCCAUUAGUAUUUUGGGAAUCAUGAGUCACAAGAAUGGCAUGCUGAGGAGACAGCCUUCUCUAGUUGCAGGGGUGACUGCUGCAGGAGUGGUGAAAUCCAUGGGUUACAAAGGAUGAAUAGAAUGAGGUCAGUUUUAAGGUCAUGCCUGGCAGCCAGGUCAUCCAGCAGUGUUGGUGAAGUGAAUCAUGAACACAAUUAUAAAAGGAAUUGUAAUUUUUUAUAUUCUUAUUGUAAGCACAGCACUGUGUCUGUUUUGUGGCUGCCCCGCAUACUGCUAUUAUACCAUGCAAACCAUAAACACAGGCAGACCUUUGGGGAAGAUGAUAGCAGUGCGUGGCAGCGACCAGGCUGGCACACUGCUGCAGUCUUGGACAAAUACGUAGCUUAACACAAUGACAGAAAAUGUGAAAGGGAAAAAAAUUGUGCAUUCAAAAAAAAGGAGCAGGAUUUGAUAUUUUCUUGAAUCAUUUGUUUUAUUUUUUAAUUCUAUAGAGAAAGGAAACACUGGUCUUUGUCAUUAUUUUCCUGGCGACGAUGAGGUGUUGAAUUGUCGAUGAGUGAGUGCUCCUCUGCAUUCAGCCCAGUGCAACAUAACACAACACAACACGUCAGUCACCAUUCAUACAACCACCACACAUCACCUGCCUGGAAAUCCCUUCGUAACCUUAGAAGAUAGACUAAGAGGAACCAAAACAGCCUUGUAAAGUUAAAAGAUAAGGAUGAAAACAUUUAA
This is a messenger RNA of Scylla paramamosain (green mud crab), 9683 nucleotides long. RefSeq names its product sister chromatid cohesion protein PDS5 homolog B-B-like (gene pds5). The transcript is spliced from 24 exons. Gene Ontology annotation, cellular component: nucleus; chromatin. NCBI's taxonomy places the organism in Eukaryota, Metazoa, Arthropoda, Malacostraca, Decapoda, Portunidae. The record is from RefSeq and is a predicted model, not a curated record. Gene Ontology annotation, biological process: mitotic sister chromatid cohesion; DNA repair. The coding region runs from base 192 to 4031 and encodes 1279 amino acids.